This is a messenger RNA of Recurvomyces mirabilis, 2319 nucleotides long. RefSeq lists its product as uncharacterized. The record is from RefSeq and is a predicted model, not a curated record. Lineage: Eukaryota; Fungi; Ascomycota; Dothideomycetes; Mycosphaerellales; Teratosphaeriaceae. The transcript has 2 exons. Bases 1 to 2319 code for a protein of 772 amino acids.
AUGGAUAGGCGAUUGCUGGACGGCGAGACGACACCAGUAGGCGAGACUAGGAACGUGUUCGACGAUGAAUUUGAGGCGGAGGACUUCGAUGGCAUAGCGGACGGCUUUAGACCCUCGGAUCAUGACAGAGAAGGAGGUAUGCGGUCGCACGGACGGGAUGCCACAUUCGCACCAAUACGCACGACAUCUGUACGCAGCACGCGUUCAACCAGAUCUUCGGCUUCGACUGUGACACGAGAGCCGUCUGGUGCAUACUCGCGGAGUUCGAUCCGGAAGUCGCGAGGCCAGGACAACCCGUUCGCCAGUCCCGAAGAUGACGAAAGGACGCCAAGCCUCACCUUCGAGCCCGACAUCACACAUCGCUCCGUCUCUUCGGCCUCUUCGAUCAACUUUGCCGGUACGGGGAGCCCACGAUUCGGUGCUGGACCGAGCCAUCCGUAUGGCAUGUACCCGCAAGGCACCAUCCCACGCUCGCCAAGCAUUGCAACACAAUCUACUGUCCGAGCGUCCGUCAGACAGUCGAUACCACAGGAUGGACCACAACACCCUUACACCAUGUAUCCGCAGGGAGUGGGCGAGGAGGACGAUGAUGAGCACGCCCCUCAGAAUCUAGUACCUGUUGGCUUUCCUGGGCUUGGUCAAUCAUAUCAAAGGCGGCUAGGUCCGGAAGGCGAGGAGCAAGAUAUCAUUGGCGAGGACGGACAUACAGAGCAAUUACCUCCAUACACACGAUAUCCUGAAGAUGGCCCUGAGAAGAUGCCGUUGCUUGCUGCACCUGCGGCACCCACUGCUCUACAUAGCCGUGCACCAGUGGCCGGGACGGACCCAACUAUGGCACUGAUGCACGACUCCAUACGACCGCCACCAACGCCUCGACCACAGUCUAUGAUGGACGCGUCUACUUUAAGAGGCAGUCGAGCGCCGUCGCUUGCUAAUGUGGAAGCCAUGACCACCCAGUCCACUAGCAAAUCAUUACUAUCGUACAAGAGCUGGAGCGAGAAGUCCUGGAAGGAGAAGAGGAAGACCAAGUUCUGUGGCAUACCUUUCUGGUGGAUCUUACUGAGUGUAUCCGUGGUAGUGUUCAUUGCAACAGUACUAGGUGGUGUCAUUGGCGGGUUCGUGAUGAACCAGAAUCAAAAGACACAGAAUAUCCUCGCCCAAGCAAGUAGCACGCUGUACGAUGCUAGCGCCAUCCCUACACCAGCUAUCUCGCCACCAACAGGCACCUUCCAAUUGCCAUUGAGCACACCACAGGAGACACAAGCGGCCUGCUUGACGGAGACUGGUCAACAAGCAGCAUGGUCUUGCGACCUUGCUGGUCAGGCUCAGCAAGGUAUCAACAUCUACCAGCCGCCUGGUAGUAAUCAGACCGGAGCUCAGCUGUUUUAUGGGUCUCCCACCGUUGACAACCAGAUCUCCUAUGGCGCUCAACAGUCAUUCAUGAACACAAAUUUCGCGCCCUUCAUCGCUGUCCAGGACAACGAUGCUCCCAAGGAUGGACCAGCAUUCUACUUUCAGCAGUUCUACGACAAGGUCGUGGUCGUUCCGGAGACCGCACUUACAGCACCUGGUCCAGGAGGCAAGUCGAAGCGCCAGAGCAUUCAGCUCAACCAAGGGUGGAUGCAACAGAAGCAAGUUGUGCAGCCUGGUCAGAAACCAUGGUUCUGCGUCUGGAAUAAUACCUUCGUCGAGGGCUUCAUCUACGUGCAGCAACCUGUGGUAGUGACCUCAUAUAGUCCAGUGCAGCCACCACCUACUCCUGCGCCCAAUGCUACCGCUGCAAGCACGACUACAUCGGGCACUGGAGCUACACCACCAGCUGGCUCACCAACAGCCUUCAUCACCACCACUGUUAGCAUGCCCUCGCAGACUGCCACUUUCACCGGACCUGCCGAGGGCUUCCCGCAUUGGUCUGCGCACGUUUUCGCAACUCAAUCAAGCACCAACAAUGGCAAAUCCUACAAUAAUGGCCAGACCACCAAUGAUGGAGACAACAACAAGUACAAGCGACAGGCACCACCGCCACCCAUCGACUAUGCCAAUCUCGCUCAAUACCCAUUCGUGGUCAAGAUCGAAGAGCGGAGACUGUCCGGUAAUACCAUCACGCCGUACUGUCAGCAGUACCAAAUCCUGGAUGAUGGCGGGUAUGGUAUGGUGGUGCAGCCCGGCACGCAGAACCCGAUUAUUGUGCAAUUGAAUGAGCAAGACCCGAGCUAUAGUGCGUAUCAGAGCGCAGGCAUGGCUGGAUCGAAGAUGCCAAAAAGAGGGUUGGUGGCACGCGGUUGUCAUUGUCAGUGGAUGAGUGGGCAGAGUACCUGA